AUGCGCGGUCCUGGAGAGCAGAGGAGCAUCAUCACAGAUCAGCCUCCUCUCGCAGCUUUGGGAACGAUCCACAGCCUGCAGUGGACUGGUCCAAUGGACUUGUGGAUCCGUGCGCUCUCCCAGCAGUGCGCAUCAGUAUGGAUCAUGGAGCCGUGUGGAGGCGGAACGCACUCUCUGUCCACCAGGUCACCACAGCCCAGACACCUGACCGACUCCAGAACAACAACCAACCUACUAUUAUCAACCGCAGAUUUCACGGAUAUGCCUUCUCCUGGCGAAAAGGUCCAAAAUGCAAAGAUAUCAGAGCCUGAAGAGAAGGCUUGUCGUCCGAGGAGAGGCCAGAAGUCACGCGAGCAGGCAGUGCCUAGAAAAAGGACCAGCUCUCCCAUUGAAUCCAAAGAUGGCACUAGUUCAAAUGGACAUUUAACAGAGCAAACUAGACGUGUGAGGCCAAGGUUACAUUUUGACAUUUCGAGUUCAGAUGAAUUGCCAUCAUCAGACCUGUCCAUAGAACUUAGUGUGCAUGAGGAACCAGGGCCCCAUUUGUCCUUUCAAGAGGACGAGGAAAGCCAGGAGGAAGAAGAUGAGGACUUUCCAAGUUUCUUAUUGGUAGACACAAAAUCUUCCUCAAUAACACCUGGAUCAUUUGUGUGGUACAAAUUCAGAAACUAUCCUUUCUGGCCAGCACUGGUGAAGAGGGUGUACCACAAAAUAAAAAGAGCCAGCAUUUUGGUCGUCGAUGAGAAAUUAAUUCAACAAAAGAAGGGCUUUAUAGUUUCUCUAAGAACUCUCAAACCCUAUGAAUGUGAAGAAUUCAAUGAGCUCAUCUGUAAAGCCAGAGAAAAGUAUGAUCUCUCAAUUCAAUGGUGCGUUGAUCUCAUAGAGGAUUACAUAAUGCGGAAAGGAAUUGGAUCAUUUUCUGGCUCAUUUACGGAGUAUUAUACUCACAAUAUAAGUUAUCCAGUCAGACGAAAGUACGAGGCCAUUUCACGUCAACUGAAUUUUGCCACUGAACUGGAAAUGGAGCAAUCCUUCACAAGUGUAGAUCUUGAUGACAGUUUUAAUGAGCAGCAGGAUGAAGAUCCAAAGCAGUCAAGGAGACUGCUGCCUGACCGGACUCGCGCUGCUCACAAUCGUGCAAAUGAGAAACUUGUUAAUUUUAUUGUGAAGCAGCGGGUGGUGGAACAGGAUCUGAUGGAGGUGAUGUGUGGGCAGCAGCAGUCAAAGUGGCUUUGCUCGUUCUUGAGCGCCCGGAGAAAACGAAGACACAUCGUGAAAGUAUAUUUAGAAGAUGAUGAACAACUGGACCAGGUUUACUGUUAUUUGAACAAGCUGCGUUCAACAGCUGCACAGAUGGACUCUUGCCUUGGAAGUGUUAAAUCAGCAGAUCCUGUUCCCUUUAUCCUGGAUGUUCUUUUACCUGAGGCCAUCAUUCAUGCCAUAGCUCGACAAGAUGGCCUUUCAAUGAAAAAGGCAGAAGAAAAGUAUCUGAAAGGACGCUGUUUAAGCAACAGGGAAAGGCAAGAAUUUGAUGCAACUCAGUGCACGAUGCAUGAUCUGACGGCUCAGCUCACCAGCAGUCUCAUACCCUUCCCCGGAGUCACAUUAAAUGCCUUGGGAGAAGAUGAAAUAACUCUGGACUCUGUUCUGCAGGGGAAGUUCACUGUUGGGAGAAGUGGGCUUGCCUGGCUGUCAUGUGGACCCCAUCUGGAGACUGUUCAUACUGCGACAGGGGAGCGGCUGUCUGCAUACUCUUUCAGUGGCGGAGGAGAACAUCCACCCUGCAUCCUGGCAGCUAAAGAUUUUAGCUGGUUAAAAAGAUCUGGGUUACUUAUUGGCUUGGAGGAGGCUGAAGGUAGUGUGCUGUGCCUGUACGACUUGGGAUUGUCACGGGUUGUAAAAGCUGUGGUUAUACCUGGCCGGAUAACAUAUAUUGAGCCAUUGGUGAGCUACGGUGGCGCAAGUGCUUCAACGCAGCAUCUUCAUCAGAGUUUGCGCUGGUUUUUCGGCAUAGCUGCUGUUGGAACUGACCUGGGGCAUGUUCUCUUAGUGGAUCUCUGCCUUGAUGAUCUUUCUUGCAGCCAAAGUGAACUUGAAGCGUCAGACUUACAGGUUGUGACAAAGUCCCCAGCGGAGAUCCCUAAGCUCAGGGAGGUCAGCUGCAGAGAAGGGAGGCAUCUUUGUGUCCAGCUGAAUGGAGCCACAGGUGUUGGAGCUUCUGCUCUCCAAUACAUCUCCAGGACUAACCAGCUGGCUGUAGGUUUUUCAGAUGGAUACAUGCAUCUGUGGAACAUGAAGGCUCUAAAGAAAGAAUACCAUUCUCAGUUAGAAGGUGGAAAAGUCCCUGUGAAUGCAUUUACCUUCCAAGAGCCUGAAAAUGAUCCUAGAAACUGUUGCUACCUCUGGGCUGUCCAGUCCUCUCAAGAUCUUGAAGGUGAUAUGGUCAGUCUCCAUCUGCUGCAACUGGCCUUCAGUGAAAGAAAAUGUUCAGGCUCUGGAAAAAUCCUUUAUGAGGGCUUGGAAUACUGUGAGGAGCGUUAUAGUCAGGAGUUGAGCGGGACAGCGUUUCCUCUUAGGGCGCAGGCCACUAAUACGCGCUUGCUUAAUUGUCAGACGAUUGAGAAAUUCAGACCUCAUCUUGACAGAGAUGACAGCAUGAAUGAAAUAUCGUCCCCUGACACGAGUGUGUCGAUUUUUAUUUGGCAAGUAAAGGCCUAUGGACAGGGAACCCCAGCUACCUUCAUUGGAGUGUUUGACAUCAACCGCUGGUAUCAUGCACAAAUGCCAGAUUCAUUAAGAGCUGGAGAGUCGCUACAGAAUUGUCCUUAUUUGGCCGUGUGGUCUUUGGACGCAGUGAUGCAGGCGGUGUCCCCUCACAUGCUGCUGGAUGUGUUGGUGAAUGAGCGCAGCCUGAGCAGGGGUUUACCGCACACAUGCCCUCCCCCUGAGCAAUACUUCAAUCCGACAACAUACAACUUUGAUGCCACUUGUUUGCUCAACACUGGAAUUGUACAUCUAACCUGCUCUGGAUAUCAAAAAGAGGCACUGGGUUUUUUAAAGAAAGCUGCUCCUUGUUCUAGUGACGUUAUCGCUUCUAUCUAUUCUCGCUGUCUCAUGUCUGGUCUGCUCUCGAGUCGCCUGACAGACACUCAGGCGUCUAGUCUCUCUCAGGAGGAGCAGCUAGAUGCCAUAUUAUGCACAGCUGUGGAGACCAGCUCUUUGGGAUUAAUUACUGGCUGUAUUAAGCAAUGGACUGCAGAAGAACAACCUGGUUCUGCAUUGAAUUUGCGGUACAUUCUGGACUGGGCCUGGAGUAAAGUUGUCCAGACAAAAGAAGAGCUGGACGGCAUCUGUGCACCACUAUUUGACAGUUCAUCAAACUUUACCGACCCACAGACACUGCAAUUGCUUCAGCACUGCCAAAGAUUACUCACAAACCUCAGCACCAUCUUUAAUUGUUUGCUCUGUGAAGCUCAUGAACUCACUCAGAAAGGGCUGGUGGGGUUGAUGAACAAGAACAUGGUGUCUGGGCUCAUUUCAAAGUAUGCUCAAGUCGUGCUCUGGUUUUGUCGAACUGGCCUUCUGCCUGAGGGAUCCGUUGAGGAUGCGCUCCAGAUUUCCAGGCCUUUUUACAGUCAUUCUAUUAUCAGCAAUUAUUAUAGCAUCCGGAGAGAAGAGCUGAAAAGGCUUGCUAAGGGAAAGUGGUGUGCAGACUGCCUCAUGAUCGAUGGGCUUGUUGACCAAUGUGGGGAGCGCUUGCUUAAGUUAUGGAAAAGGGACGAAGAAGGCACAGGGCAAUAUCCACCUCCUACUUUACAUGCUUUGUUGGAUAUCUACCUUCUUGACAACAUUGAUGAAGCUACCAAACACGCAAUUGUUAUUUACCUUUUGCUUGAUGUGAUGUAUGCUUUCUCGAACAAAGAUGGAGCAUCAGUGGAGUCUUUCCCCACAGCCUUUGCAAUUCCUAUUGGUUUGGUGAAGUUAAUACAAGGACUCUGGCUCCUGGACCACCACGACCACCAGAGUGCCUUUGAACUGCUCCUACACCCCGCUGCCUCUCAGUGUCCGUUUGUGUGGCAGCAUGAGCGCGUGCUACAGGCUCUUAUGUGUCAGGGCCAACACGCUGAGGCACUGAGGUACUUUCACGUCACCAAACCCAUCAUGGUGUCCACGUCACAGGCCAAACUCUGCCUCCUGGUCCUACUCCACAACAGAUGUCUUAUUGAAGCAUGGUCCUUAGCACGUCAGCAUUCAAAUCAUCUAAAUAUCAGUGAGCUCUUGGGCUUUCUCUUUGAGACCUGUCAGGAGCUGGGUUUGAUCAAGGAGUUGCUGAAACUUCCCCUCGGCCUCUCUGAACAAGAGAGUUUGGAGAAGUUUCUCCAAGGCACUGGUGGACUUCAGAAUAGAGAGCUUCUGAUGGUGCAUUACCUUCAGCAAGCAAACUACAUACCUGCUCUGCAGCUCAACCACUCACUGAAAAUGAAUCUGGUGAAUGAGAGGGAUCCAAAACUCAAAGAACAAUCAAAUAUAAGAAACGCCAUUCUUGAUCAAUAUGGGAAAGUUUUGCCCAGAGUUCAGAGACAGUUGGCGCUGGAGCGAGCUAAACCUUAUCAACGCCCUCUAACCAUUCACAAAGAAGUUUCACGGCCAAAGCCUCUUUCAACAAUCUCAAAGCGAUCUGCAAGUGAAAACGUCAUUUCGAGAGCUGGUUUCAUCAAUAAUCUUUUGACCAAGAUUGAGGAAGUGUGGAUUGGUAGAGACUCUCCCCAGUCUUCCCCAAUAAAAAGUCCAAAAACAAUGGCACAAAAAUGUCCUAGCCCCAAACUUUCAUCCACUCUUCCUGAACCUUUUCUGGGGACACCCAUCACCAUGUCUGCGAAACGAAAGUCAAGGCUGAUGAAGCUAGUGGUGCAACCCAGUCAAAUGCCUCAGGUGCUCCUGAGCCCUCCCAGACCUCCCACCUCCUGGGUUUCACCAAAAAGGGUCAGCAAUGCUCCAGAGCUCAGUCUACUGCAAACCCCUCAGGUUGUCAAGAGAGCUCGAGCUCUGGCUGCGUCUGGGCCUGUGUUUGCCGCCUUCACUCCUCAGUCCAUUCUGCGGACCAGUCUCAGACCGACCCCUGUGGCCACACCUUCUGCAUCUCCAAGGCGCUCAGUCACUCCCCCUCCCCGUAAGGAGAAUAGGAUCACCUUCAUUGAAGCUGCAGUUUCUCCUGAGAUGGAGAAAAGCAUUCCUUGGACCAAUGGGGAGGCAUCUGAUGAUGAGAUUCGUCUUCUUACUCGAGGGGCUUUGCUUUCCAAAGCCACACGCAAAUCCUGGUCUUCACAAGCUGAAGAUGAGGAGGUGGAAAGGCAGGAAGAGGAGGAUGUACAUGAGAAGCCACUGUCUGAUGAGAUGACUGGUGGCAGUGUCUCACCACACCAGAGUGUAUCCAAUCCCCCCUCAGAGCAUUACGACACGGAGGAGACUAGAACAUCAGGAGCACAGCUGGUUUUAAGUUUUGAAACUAGCCACACUUCUGUCCGGUCAGCUGAUACCACCUUAGAGUUCUAUGAUGCUCCCCUUGCAGAGGAAUCGGAGGAUGACAAAUAUGUGGACAGGGACAAUGGAAUAGUGAGCUCUGAAACCCCAGAAGAAGACGCAAGCAAACCCCAAACCCAAGUUCACUCUGAAGAGAUGUUUGAGGAGGCACUGCCUCUGGAUAAAUCUGAGGGGGUGUUGGGAGAUCACGAUGAUGUAGAGUUUGAAGGCAUUCCAGAAACCAAUUGGGAUCAAGAAGCAACUAAUGAAGCUCUUAUUAAUGCAAACUCUGAGCAGGACACAUCUAAUGGUGGUAAUGAUCUGAUUGGAGCUUCAGUUUCCCAGCCUGUGGAUGUGUGUGAGCAAUCUUUUAUCCCUGAAUCUGCAGAGGACCCAGAGGCUCUAAAACCAUCAGAAAAUCUUGAACCUACCAACCGAACAGAGCAAGAAUUGGAGCAGUCUGCAGACUUGACAGAGUUUGUCCAGAAGCAUCUCUUCGGUGAUGACUUGUCUUUGACUCGAUCAGGAAUACAUUCUGUAUCACUUGCUCAAACUUCAAUCAACAGUGACUUUGUGGAUCAAGAGGCAGAGGAGGAGCAAACUGCUUCCAGCAAAGCCCCAGUAUUCCCCUCUCGGAAAUCGACCACCUCCAUAACUUCCUCUGAGCCCACAGGCACAGACUCCCACUCUGUUUUCAGUAUAAAUGACAGUGAGGAUCUCUCCCGACCCGUUUCUGAAGAGGACUGUGAAGAUGAGGAGGAGGAUGAAGAAGAGGAGGAGGAGGAGGAGGAGGAGGAUGGGGAGGAUGAUGAGGAAGAGGACUCUGGGAGUGAAGUGGAGAUAAUAGAAGAGAUCCAGGGCAGACCACCUCCUGCUCUGUCGUCAGAGUAUAUCGUACAAGAACAAAGCCACUGCUUGCCAAAUUUGUUGGAACAAGAUGCUGAAGCUUUUUCUUCUGAAAUCAAGAGUGCUGAAGAAGAUGGUAUUGGAGAGGUUGUUAUGGUGCACCUGGGCACUGAUGAACAGGACAUGGAUCAAGACGAAGAGGUGGCUCAAGCGGCAUCUUAUCUGGAGCUCAAACCCUCAUCUACUCUGUUGGUUCCUUUGGAGCUUGUAGAGGAACAGGACAUCUCUGCUGAGCAAGUUCCUAACGAUAUUUUUCAAACUGAUGUUUCAAAUGACCACAAAACUGAAAGCCAAAGCAGCUUCUCUCUUACCUUGGAUUUAGAGGAAGAUGGGGACAAAGAGCCUGAAACAAAUAUCAUGAACAAUCCUCUGUCUACUCAAGUCUUGCUCACAGAAAUAAAAGAGAUGGAAGAGCCAGUGGCUUUUGUUGAGGUAAAACCACUUGUGAAUGAUGUCUUGGAUGCCAAAAUAGAAGAGCCAGUAGCUUGUGUCGAGGUAACACCACCUGUGGAUGAAGUCUUGGAAGCAGAAAUCAAAGAAAUGGAGGAACCAGUGGCUCCCGUUGAGCACCACCAAGACUUUGUCUCCAGGCAGAACACGGAGUUCACAGAGGAACUCUUCAAUAAGCAGCAAAAAGAUUCACAUCCUGCAAGAACCACACGACAAUCCAACCGCAACACUUUAAGCGUUUAUCCACAGGUGAAACUGGUUCCUCUUUUGCUUUCUCAGAGUGUGAAGAGAAGGGCAGCAAAAGGCCAAGACCAGUCUGAGCCGGAACCCAAGAGGGAUGUGGACUCCCUUCACAAGACUAAAAAGAAAUUGUGGGACCAGCCUGAGCAGGAGCAGCCUUUAUUGGACCCUCCUUUGGAAGUGGACUCGGAGACCCCAGUAGCAGAUGCACUCAUCAAAAGGCUUCAUGAUGAAAAACAAAAGCUGGAAGUUACAAGAUCUACAAGAUCCAGUAAGAAGUCUGUGACUCUUCCUGAGGCUCCGUUGGUGAACUGUGCUCUCUUUGACACCGAUGACAACUCUAGUCAAGGCGAGAGCUCGUUCAUCUACUCCCCCUCACGAUCAAGAACAAGAGCAAAGGCUGUAGAGUCUCCCAGUCGGACUGGUCCUGUCACUCGCAGCAGAAAGGUGUCCAGUGUUGAUCUUGAGGUUGUGAUGGCUGAGGACAAUCCUGUAGAAGAGCCCUCUGUGCCAAAUACUAGAAAAACAAGCAAAAGAACGACAAAGCCUAAAGCAGCGCUUGAGCCAACCUUAAUAGCUGAAGUCGACCUACUGUCUCCUCUGCCAAGUCCUGCUGAUCCUGUUCGCCGGGCUCAGAAAAGGACAAAAGAAGUUGACGGUCCAACGUCGACCAUGAACUUUCGACGCAAACGUAUUAUGGGCACGGUCUUAACCAAGCCGGUCACCCGGAGAAAGAAACUAUAG
Knipowitschia caucasica is the source of this 7860-nucleotide messenger RNA. NCBI's taxonomy places the organism in Eukaryota, Metazoa, Chordata, Actinopteri, Gobiiformes, Gobiidae. The record is from the annotation of a GenBank genome assembly.